AGCAUAGCUCAUCGAUUCAAGUUAGUGGCUGGCCUCGGUUUGAGUUGUUGGUUCUGUUUAUUUAAUUGAUUGUUGUUUGCUGAUUAGUUUAUUUAUAAUGCACUCAGAGGAAAUGCAGUUAAACGGACCUCCCCCUUCCAAAGAAGACAAGACAGCUGGUAUUCUGUACAUGGAACGGAUAUUUGUCGGUAAUUUGGACAAUGACAUAACAGAAAGUAUGCUGAACGCACUCUUUCUCCAGUUUGGACAUUGUGAGUCUAAAAUAAUCCGGGAAAAGAACGGAACAAGCAAAGGGUACGGAUUUGUCACGUUUAACGACGCUAAACCUGUAGAGGCUUUAGUUCAACAGAGGACAAUAAAGCUGAACAAUCGGACUCUGAACAUCGGCCUGGCGAUAAGGCGAAUUAAACACCCUGAACAGAUGAGUCAGAUGCAGCUCCCUUACCCCAUCAACCACCUCAGCAACUCAAUGGGGUACAUGCCACCGCCCUUCCCCUACGUUCCCAACUCUGCGGGUCGUGUCGAGCUACUUACUCUUGGUAACCAAGGAAACCUUUUGGGUAACCAUGGAAACGCUGCCCCACUUCUUGGUGCCCCAGCGGCUCAUCUUCCCGCUUGGUCUUACGUCCCACAUUUCUAAUGAUUCCGUCAAGAUUGUAGUGCGGUUCAUGUACUACUUCUGUUUAAUUAAACAGAUAGCAUAAACAAGUUUUAUUAGGCUGAUGCAUUUAUCAAGCUGUUUCGUUUUACAAUAUUCGAUUACUUUACCUCAGCUGCUUCUGUUGAGCGAUGUUUGAAUUUUGAUUUAAAUUUGAUUUAUGAUGAUUCAUUUAUUACUGCAUUGACUAGUUAAGCUAGCACAAUGUUUUUGUUUUCACUAGGGUUUUGUUCGCACUCUGUAAGUGUACACAAGCAAAAUAUAAUUAUAUGUCUUUCCCGUUUCCACAGUGAUGGAGUUUAUUGUACUCUGUUCCCUCGACAACUGUACAAUGUUAGAGAUGUAUUUUAAUUGAUUGCCGAUUUUACUCUUAGUCGCUUGACUGUGAGAAAUUUAUUUGCAUAAAAUCGUUUGAAAACCUUUCGGGAAUUUUUCAACAAAGAUUUGAUAUUUUCAAGACCUGAAGAAUCUGAAUAUAAUAACUUCAGUAUCAAUAUUUUAGUAUUAUCAUGUAUCAUCAAAAA
This is a messenger RNA of Bolinopsis microptera, 1182 nucleotides long. RefSeq names its product protein boule-like. The transcript has 6 exons. NCBI's taxonomy places the organism in Eukaryota, Metazoa, Ctenophora, Tentaculata, Lobata, Bolinopsidae. The coding region runs from base 98 to 640 and encodes 180 amino acids. Gene Ontology annotation, molecular function: RNA binding. The record is from RefSeq and is a predicted model, not a curated record.